This is a messenger RNA of Drosophila obscura, 1356 nucleotides long. It is a transcript of the gene Snr1, whose product is annotated as SWI/SNF-related matrix-associated actin-dependent regulator of chromatin subfamily B member 1. Gene Ontology annotation, molecular function: transcription coregulator activity. The record is from RefSeq and is a predicted model, not a curated record. NCBI's taxonomy places the organism in Eukaryota, Metazoa, Arthropoda, Insecta, Diptera, Drosophilidae. Gene Ontology annotation, cellular component: nuclear chromosome; nucleus. The transcript has 2 exons. The coding region runs from base 109 to 1221 and encodes 370 amino acids. Gene Ontology annotation, biological process: chromatin remodeling; regulation of transcription by RNA polymerase II.
CCAUAGCUGUGUGUGUGUGUGUAUGCGGCAUGAAAAUUUGUUUUCUGAAAAUUUGCAAAACAUAAAUAAGAAGAAACCAAGACUGCCGAUUUUCCGAGUAUACUUAAGAUGGCUCUGCAGACAUACGGUGAUAAGCCGGUGGCCUUCCAACUGGAGGAGGGCGGCGAGUACUACUAUGUGGGCUCCGAGGUGGGCAAUUACAUGCGCCACUUCCGUGGCAUCCUCUACAAGAAGUAUCCCGGCAUGACGCGCAUUGUCCUGUCCAAUGAGGAGCGCAAGCGACUGGCCGACUCUGGCCUUAGUUCACACAUUUUGGCUAGUUCCGUCUCGUUGCUGCGAGCGGUCGAAGUGGACGACAUUAUGGCUGGCAAUGACGAGAAAUAUCGUGCCGUUUCGGUAAACACCUCCGACACGCCUGUGCCGCGUGAGAGUAAAUCCAAGAAGCAGCCACAGUAUGUGCCGACGAUGCCCAAUUCCAGCCACUUGGAUGCCGUGCCGCAGGCCACGCCCAUCAACCGGAAUCGGGUGCACACUAAGAAGGUGCGCACAUUCCCCAUGUGCUUUGACGACACGGACCCGACGGCGAGUCUGGAGAAUGCUGCACAGAAGGAAUGCCUGGUGCCCAUACGCCUGGAUAUGGAGCUUGAGGGACAGAAGCUGCGUGACACCUUCACCUGGAACAAGAACGAGAGCAUGAUCACGCCCGAGCAGUUUGCCGAAGUACUCUGUGAUGAUCUGGACCUGAAUCCCCUGCCCUUUGUGCCAGCCAUCGCUCAGGCCAUCCGCCAGCAGAUUGAGGCGUUUCCAAACGAUCCGCCCAUUCUGGAGGAGAGCUGUGACCAGCGUGUCAUAGUCAAGCUCAACAUACACGUGGGCAACACGUCGCUCGUCGAUCAGGUCGAGUGGGACAUGUCCGAGAAGAACAACAAUCCGGAGGAGUUUGCCAUUAAGCUCUGUGCCGAGCUGGGAUUGGGUGGAGAGUUUGUGACGGCCAUAGCAUAUAGUAUACGUGGCCAGUUGUCGUGGCACUGUCGCACAUACGCCUUCAGCGAGGCACCCCUGUCCACCAUCGAUGUGCCAUUCCGGAAUCCCAGCGACGCGGAUGCGUGGGCCCCAUUCCUAGAGACGCUAACCGAUGCCGAGAUGGAGAAGAAGAUCCGAGAUCAAGACAGGAAUACGCGGCGUAUGCGACGACUGGCCAACACCACAACCGGUUGGUGAUUAUCCUCGUCAACCAUCCAAAUCGAAUUCCUAAACCUAAUAUCAUUAUAAUUAUCGCCCCGCCUCGCCCCGUAAGAAGUAAUCCAAUCCCACAAUCCCGAAACUCAAAUACACGUGUGUCUGUCGAUUUUAAAA